AUGAAAAUGAGACUUGGUGUUUGGUAUGCUUCUAUGGGUCUUUUAGGACUUCUUGGUUGUUUUUUCCUAAUUGCCAUUGUUCGACUGAUCCUUUUUGUCAUCACAUACUUUAUUCUUCCUAAAGGCUUCUGGCUUUUCCCUAAUCUGUUUGAAGAUGUUGGCUUCUUCGAGAGUUUUGUACCUCUUUACUCGUGGUCAGGCGACAAAGUUGUCGCUCCCAGUAUCGCAGCAGCUGCUAAAGCCAAGAAGCGCAAGCAACUGAAAAAGAAGAGAAAGCAAGAAGAAGAAAAGGAAAAGAAGAAGCAGUUGGACGAACAGCUUGCUAAAAUGGCCAAAGCAGGAGGAGUCACUGCUGCUCAAGCACAAGCUGCUCAAGCUGCACAGGCUGCUCAAGCUGGACAACCAGGCCAACAGCCUGGUUUACCCCAGACUCUUCCACAAGGUGCCGGUAUUCCCAAUCCAGGAGGACCAUUUGCCCAACUCACACCAGACCUCGCCAAGUUAUCUCCAGAACAGCAGGCUGUUCUCGCAGCUCGUAUUCGUGAAAUCGCCGCUCGUGUCGAGCGUCGCCGAGCAGAGUACGUUCAAUCUGGACAGCCCAUUCCACAAACUCCCCAGGCCAUCCAAGCCCUCAACGCCAAAUUCUUCCAGGAAGAAUCAAACAAGUUCAGAAUGGACAUGAUGCGAGCUGCUGCCCAAAUGCAACAACAGCAACAACAAUCAUCCUCAGCUGCUCCCUCUGAACCUUCCUCAGAUGCCACUCCAGAGACCACAGCUCCCCAGACCACACAACCCGAGGUAGCUGUGGAGGAUACGAACAAAAGUACAUAG
Sugiyamaella lignohabitans is the source of this 831-nucleotide messenger RNA. RefSeq names its product Sec63 complex subunit SEC62 (gene SEC62). Lineage: Eukaryota; Fungi; Ascomycota; Dipodascomycetes; Dipodascales; Trichomonascaceae. Gene Ontology annotation, biological process: post-translational protein targeting to membrane, translocation. The transcript has a single exon. Gene Ontology annotation, cellular component: endoplasmic reticulum; endoplasmic reticulum membrane. The record is from RefSeq and is a predicted model, not a curated record. Bases 1 to 831 code for a protein of 276 amino acids.